Aspergillus affinis is the source of this 357-nucleotide messenger RNA. RefSeq lists its product as uncharacterized. The record is from RefSeq and is a predicted model, not a curated record. Bases 1 to 357 code for a protein of 118 amino acids. NCBI's taxonomy places the organism in Eukaryota, Fungi, Ascomycota, Eurotiomycetes, Eurotiales, Aspergillaceae. The transcript has a single exon.
AUGGGAUUCUGGUCCCGCAACAAGCGCAAAAGCACGGGCGCCCAGAGUAACAAAACCCCGUGCCACGAGUACGACGUCUUCGUACAUACCCCAGACCCGAACCUCACAGAUCGGCAGAGGCUAGUUUACUUCCUUGAGAAGGUCAAGGAAGGACGCGUGGAGGUGUACAAGACUAAACACAGUCACAUCAUUGAUGACAGACGAGGUUUGUACAUUUAUGUGACGCACAAGAGCCGGAAGAUCGAAGAUGUCAUUGAGACUAUCCAGUCUUUCUUGGAGUCCAUCUACCGGGACCCGGAAGUGGACUCUUCGAAAUUGAUUCGGCGCUGUCCGAGGCCUCGUGGGGUGAUUGAUUGA